This is a messenger RNA of Medicago truncatula (barrel medic), 1152 nucleotides long. RefSeq names its product transcription factor ICE1. Gene Ontology annotation, cellular component: nucleus. The coding region runs from base 1 to 1152 and encodes 383 amino acids. NCBI's taxonomy places the organism in Eukaryota, Viridiplantae, Streptophyta, Magnoliopsida, Fabales, Fabaceae. The record is from RefSeq and is a predicted model, not a curated record. The transcript is spliced from 4 exons. Gene Ontology annotation, biological process: regulation of DNA-templated transcription. Gene Ontology annotation, molecular function: sequence-specific DNA binding; DNA-binding transcription factor activity; protein dimerization activity.
AUGGAGAGAUAUAUGCUACCUGGGUUGAAAUCCCAAAUCGAAGAAGAGUGUUACAUGAACAAUAUACCACCUUUUACCGAAGAACUUAUCCCAAAUCUUCAAAACCACACUCAACAACAAAACAUUGUUGGUCCUUCAGACCCAAAUACUUCUGGUUUUAGGCACCAUUUAGGUUCCUCAUUUUCUUUGCCAUCGCCCAAAUCCAAUUUCUCAAAUCUACCGAAUAUUAAUGACAAUAUCAACAUCACUAGCACCACCAUUACCAACAAUCCAUUUGGUAAUGUCUUCAAUUUAGAUUCCCACGAUGUUUUUCAACCUCCAUUAUCAGUUGAGCAAUUAACCUCAAUAUGGUUGAAGGAGUUUGAGAAUAAGGCGGAAAAAGAUGGAAAUGAAGAGGUUGGCGGAGGAUCGAAUCAUGACUCCAAUGAGAGUGUUGGUGUUGGAAAGAUGGGGAACCAUGGGAAAAACGAGGGAAAUAAUUAUAAUGCAAAUAACAAUGUUGGCGGUAGCAAUAAUAACAUCAUAGAUAAUAAUGAUGAGGAAAAUUGUGUUAUUAAUGGGAACCGAAAAGGGAAGAAAAAGAAAACUCCAUCAAAGAGUCUCAUCGCUGAGAAGAAGCGAAGGCAGAAACUCAGUGAUAAUAUGCACAAGCUUCGUUCUGUUGUACCAAAGAUUACCAAGAUGGACAAAAUUUCAAUACUUGGGGAUGCUGUAAACUACUUGAAUGAGUUAAAAGAACAAAUUAAUGAUCUUCAAAGUGAGAUAGCGUCAAGUUCUCCAAGAUCAUUUAUGCCACCGCCUACAGGAACUCACAUUAUGACAUCUACCAUGUCAGCCCUUCCAGUUCAAAUGAAAGAAAAGUUAUGUCCUAACAAUGUGUCAGGUCUUAAAAACCAACCAACAAAGGUAGAUGUUAGGGUAAGGGAAGAGGGAAUUGUCAACAUCCAUAUGUUUUGUGCCAACAAACCAGGUGUUUUGGCAUCGAUUAUGAAGGCAUUGGAUAGCCUUGGAUUGGAUGUUCACCAGGCUAACAUAAGCUGUUUUAAUGAUUUUUCUCUAGAUGUGUUCAAAGCUGAGCAACACAGCAAAGACCAAGAAUUGACCCCCGUACAAAUUAAAGCAUUAUUGUUGAAGGCAUUGGAUUUUCAUUGA